AUGUACGACCUUGAACGACCAUAUGAGAUACAUUUAAUAUAUACGAGAACAUCACCCACAUCCAACUCUAUCCACAUCACCCUUCCCAAACUCUGUCAUAGCGGAGGUUUCCUAUUGCAGACCCGCAACAAGGCGCUGUCGUCCGGGGAGUCCCCCGGGGCCCCCACUAAGGCUCCUCCCCGGGCUCGCAGGCCCCUCGUCCGUGUGGACGCCACCACCUACCGCCCCCGCCUCCCCGCCGGUCCCCCCGCGCUGUCCCAGGCCUCCGAACAGACGCCGCACGCUCAGCGCCGCCGCGCCGACGACUACACCUCCCCUACACAACAGCUCAUACCAUCAGAACAGAAAUCCUUUGAGAUCCUACGAUCAGAAGAAAUCGAACAGCCGCCUCAUAUUCAACAUUCCAUCGUUGACGAUCCGAGUCUCGGCCUGCGGGGACUGGCGGCAGCAGGUCAACGAGCCCUAUCGACACAGGAGUUGUUAGAACAACAACAGCUGUAUGAGCAGCAGCGGGCGGCCCUACAGAAGGAACUGGAACAGUAUCGUCGGUUCCAGUACCAGCAGGAACCUCUGCAGUACGGGCUGCUCCAGCAGGAGAGGGAGCAGGGUCGUUAG
Messenger RNA from Danaus chrysippus (African queen), 615 nucleotides. NCBI's taxonomy places the organism in Eukaryota, Metazoa, Arthropoda, Insecta, Lepidoptera, Nymphalidae. The record is from the annotation of a GenBank genome assembly.